AUGAGCGCCGAUCCAGAGCGGGAGCACGCGCUCGAAGAAUACAAGAACAAACUCUUAGAAUCACGCGAAUGGGAGGCCAAGUUGAAGGCAUUACGAUUAGAGAUCAAGGGCCUACAACACGACUUUGAUGUCUCGGAGGACAACAUCAAAGCAUUACAGAGUGUCGGGCAGAUCAUCGGCGAGGUGCUCAAGCAGCUGGACGAGGAGCGGUUCAUAGUCAAGGCCUCGUCGGGGCCUAGAUAUGUCGUCGGAUGUCGAUCAAAGGUCGACAAGGCCAAACUGAAGCAAGGCACGCGAGUGGCGCUGGACAUGACGACGCUCACAAUCAUGCGCAUGCUUCCGCGAGAGGUGGACCCGUUGGUGUACAACAUGUCGUUGGAGGAUCCGGGACAGGUGUCGUUCGCGGGAAUCGGCGGUUUGAACGAGCAAAUCCGAGAGCUAAGAGAGGUGAUUGAGUUACCGCUGAAGAACCCGGAACUGUUCAUGCGAGUCGGUAUCAAGCCUCCGAAAGGUGUGCUGUUAUAUGGUCCUCCUGGUACCGGCAAGACGCUUCUUGCUCGAGCAGUGGCGAGCUCGUUGGAGACCAACUUCCUCAAAGUCGUCUCCUCCGCCAUCGUCGACAAAUACAUCGGUGAAUCCGCUCGUCUCAUUCGCGAAAUGUUCGGAUACGCAAAAGAGCACGAACCUUGCAUCAUCUUCAUGGACGAAAUCGACGCCAUCGGCGGCCGACGUUUCUCGGAGGGAACCAGCGCCGACCGUGAGAUCCAACGUACGCUGAUGGAACUGCUCAACCAGCUCGACGGUUUCGACUACCUCGGAAAGACCAAGAUCAUCAUGGCGACGAAUCGACCGGAUACCCUCGACCCGGCGUUGCUGCGUGCUGGGCGACUCGACCGAAAGAUCGAGAUCGGCCUCCCCAACGAAGCAGGACGACUGGAGGUGCUCAAGAUCCACGCUGCGGGUGUGCAAAAGGAGGGAGAGAUUGACUUUGAGAGUGUGGUGAAGAUGAGCGAUGGGUUGAACGGUGCGGAUCUGCGAAACGUGGUCACGGAGGCAGGUCUGUUGGCUAUCAAGGACUACCGCGAUGCCAUCAGCCAGGACGAUUUCAACAAGGCGGUCCGGAAGGUCACGGAGACGAAAAAGCUGGAGGGCAAGUUGGAGUACCAGAAACUGUGA
This is a messenger RNA of Dissoconium aciculare CBS 342.82, 1176 nucleotides long. RefSeq names its product 26S protease-like protein regulatory subunit S10b. The record is from RefSeq and is a predicted model, not a curated record. Gene Ontology annotation, molecular function: ATP hydrolysis activity; proteasome-activating activity; ATP binding. NCBI's taxonomy places the organism in Eukaryota, Fungi, Ascomycota, Dothideomycetes, Mycosphaerellales, Dissoconiaceae. The transcript has 2 exons. Gene Ontology annotation, biological process: positive regulation of RNA polymerase II transcription preinitiation complex assembly. Gene Ontology annotation, cellular component: cytosolic proteasome complex; proteasome regulatory particle, base subcomplex. The coding region runs from base 1 to 1176 and encodes 391 amino acids.